CUUUCUGGAUGAUACAGGAGUUACUUUCUGGACUUAUCUACCCAGAGGCUUCAACAACACUAACCAAACAGCGUCUAUGAAAAGUAAUAAAGAGCACCGAGCGACAACUCUACAGGAAAAGCGUGGUAGGGUUUGCGCAAGCAUGCUACAUUACUGUUGUCCAUUUGGAAAUUACCCGCAGCUACUCCACUAACGCGAUGAAGGAUGACUAGCAGAAUGCUGUUCAUGCAGGUUUGUCAAGAGGUCUAUUCGAUUCAGCCAAGUUUCUCUGCACCUAUUCACGGUGCACUGCACCUAGACCCUCGAUUCCCCAAGGUGCAGCAGUGCACCCUGCACCCACGUGCUCGAUUGAACGGGGUGCAAUGCAAGGUGCCGCCGCGGUGCACUGCACCCUUGAACCUUGCAGCGGGUGGGUGCAGCCCGGCACCUUUUUCUGAAUCGAACAAACCUAAGGCUGGGAGGAGGGGGGGCGGUACCGCGCUUGCAUCGUUCUACAGGCCAAGAAUAAUGAAGUUUCGCUUUGUGAGAUGAGCGUAUAGAUUGCAAACAGUUGUACACUUCGUCUCGUAGCAGUUUAAUUCGAGCCAAAGAAAAGCUACCACAACAAUAUCUGACAUUUUUUUUUUUUUUUAACGCCCUCUCACUGGAACCCACGGCGUCACCGUUCUCUCUGGGAUCGGAUACUGGUUGCGACAAAUGAUUAAAUAGAAUCGACCAGAAAGAGUCGUUGCAAAAUACGGCCCCUGGCUUUAGGGCAGUAGGACUAGAAAUUCAAAACAACGCCCUGGAGCGAAACAACCCGCGUCAGCCAAUCGGGAACGCGCUCGCGCACGUGUCCCUCCGCGUCGUCUGCUCGGUUACGAGCACCGGAACACGAUUUGUAGCUUUCAUUUACUGCGCUGCAUUACUACUUUGAAACAGCACUCGUAACUUGCAGCUUAUAUGCAAGUAAUGAAUGACAUAUGAAUAGAAUGACAAGCGGAAGUAGGCGUACUGUUCAAAAGCGCAGAGCCAAUGCAACGUACAGCAAACCGCUGCCAUACCAAAAAUGUCUGAUCAAACGCGAAAAUAAUCGCGCGCUAACGCCUCUUUAUUAUAAGGCACACGACCAAUGUGACAAUGAGCACUGCAUUGCUAGGCAACUGGCAACGAAUCACAGUCAUUAGAACCUAUGAAGAAAAACAAAAUCCUCUUGCCCCUGACGUGAGCGAUGCACCUAUAACGCAGACUAAAAGCGAAAUUUCGCAACGCAGGUUUCACUUGCCUGUGACAAAGUUACCUGCAAAGAAAUGCUUCACCAACAGAAUAAUUGUUAACGGAAGUGGACAACGCCACACUCUUCAACCAGUGCACGCCACAGGCCACGAACGAUAUUAGACCUAACAAUUUGGCGGGUCGCACAAAUGCCAUGAAGUACAGCGCGCACGGAACCAUGCGCACACACAUAAACAAAACGUGACGUUCGAAGUGCAACUAGUUCACGCGAAACAAAUAUGGAUCCUGUUUUUUGAGGCUUCACGCAACACAUUCACAGCUGGUCGCGUUUGCGCACGCUGAAAGGUUGUUGCAACACAAGCGAACACUGGAAAGCAGCGCCGGUGGAGAGCGAAGAGUACGUUGUCGACGCCGCAAAAAUAGUUGUACGGAACGUUCUGAAUAAAAAAAUUUUACGUACUAGCGAGUUGACACAGUUCUGCCGCAUUUUGAACGGACAUCGCAAAAACCACGCACGUUUUCAAGAACGACUACGCCCAAAACACGAGUACCCAACACGCGCAGCGGACGCCAAGCGGUGCCUGAAUCGGAACGUUCCCAUGAUUCCCGCUGAUUAAAUAACGCAUGCGCACUGGGGUCAUUGCAAAUGGCGGAUUCUGUUAUUGUUCCAUGGCGCACAUCACGGGGAUAAAAUUAUGCUCGAAAAAAUAUCUCAAGCAGAUAUGGAGGAAGGGGAAGGCCAGGACCUAGCCACCACAGUAUUGACCUGUGAGGGGGACCUGCGCGACCCCGGAUUCCCGGGGCGUCUCCGGAGCCUCGUGCUGCGCCUCAGGGAACUCAUCUCCGAUGAGGAGCAGCCGUUGUGGGUGAAAAAGGUGGAGCCGUGGAACAGCGUGCGGGUGACAUUCACGCUCCCCCGUGAUGCGGCGCUGCGGCUGCGGCAGCUGGCCCAGCGUGGUGACCGGGCACUCCGCGAGCUGGGCAUCCUCUCGGUGCAGGUCGAGGGAGACCAGAUCAUCAGUCUUACGCUUGCCGGCCGUUAUGGGGAGCCGCCGAAGGAAAUCAUCAUCCAGAAAGCGGCGGAAGAGGGUGAGCAGGGUUCACCGACGUCCCCGCACAUGUCUGGAGUGCCAUCAUCCCCCGCUCUCGCUGCAGCAGCAUCCAGUCGUGCAGGCUCCUCCACCGCCCUGCCUGCAGAGCCUCCCUCCAUCCAGGCUAGGAGUCCCGCCUUUGCAGCGGCAGCAGCUGCUUCGACCAGUGGCAGCGGCAGUGCCUUUCGCUCUCCCAACGUAGUCGCCCCACCUCCGCGGGAACCACUGCCGUUUCUCUCAAGUGGCUCAUCGCGACUCGUGCGCCCCAGCACCAAGACACGCCCGCCUUUCCCUUUUGCAAGCAUGACUCACUCAAUGAAGCAGAACAGCGCAGCGGCAGCAGCCGCCACGACGACGAGUGGGAGCAGGUUUCCGUUUUCACCUUCGCCUCCCUUGGCCGCAGCGCUCGGAGCGGCACAGCGGCUCGGCAGUGCGACGCGCGGCAAUGUGGCACUGUCUAGUCCGCUGCUGGUGAACCUGCUCCAGAGCGAGACAGGGUCUGGUGGUCCACAGAAGACGAUGAUGCCUCCGCCUUUAGACACAGGCCAACCUACGAAACGGAAACGCAGGCCCCCCAAAGGGAGUCGGGGCAAAGAAGGCUGUUCCCCACCCGGUUCGCCAUCAUCACCGCCCCCCACAAGCCCGAGUUGCGAUGCCAUCAACAUUCUCAGCGGCCGUGGCUUCCCCCUGUCCUCCCACAUUCCUGCGUCACCACCCCGCAUGGCCCCGCCAACGGCAACGGUCUCUGUGGCCCCUCCUUCACCCCCUGCUGCGGCUGAGAGCCGCACAACCACUCACCUUAUCAACCCUUUCACUGGCCACCUAGAGCCCAUGCCUUCCGACGAAGAGGAUGACGAACCGGUUGUUCGGGAUCUUGAGACCUCGGAGUCCUCUGAAAACGGAGGCCACUCGGAGCGCAGCCUCUCUGAUGGGAGCAGUGGUGGCAAGGAUCCAGGCAACCCUUCUUCGGACACGGACUCCGGCAUUGGGAAGUCGUCGUCAUCGCAGUCCUCCAACGAUCCUGAACCGCCACCGCGUGAAGAGAUGUCUCGCGUGUCUCUGCCGCCCACCGAAGGCGAGAAGCUCAAGCUACGGCUAAAACUCGACUCGAAGAGGAGCUGCCCUGUGAAGCCGGAAGUUGAAGCAUCGCCGCCGCCUUCGCCACAGGGCGAACCCCCUCGGGUUCCACCGCUGCACAUAUCUUUGCGGGGGCCGAACGUGGCGGUGGUGGUGAGCCCAAGGAAACCAGAAGCAGCCCCCAAGAAGCGCUCGCCACGGUCCCCUCGGUCAAGCAACAGCGCGGAAAGCAGCGGGGGUGGUGAUGCUCGGCGGGCCUGCCGUGGCGCCAGGGCUCGGGGAGACAAGGCAGCCGAGCGGAUGCGGGAGCUUAGCUUGCUGUCGGGUGGCGGCAUUGUGCGAGUGCCUGUGUCCAUGUCGCCAACGGUGGUGUUGACACCACUGCAACUGCAACACCCGCUGGGCGCUGGUGGCACCCGAAGGACUCUACCAUCACCUUCUUCUUCUUCCUCUUCGCCCUCUUCCUCAUCGCCUUCAUCCGCCUCUUCUUCCUCCUGCGCACAGAGUACAAAACCCCACUGGUCUGCCACCUCACUGGGGCCAGAGGCAGACUCUUCCGUUAGCGAUGGUUCCAGCCCGCUGCGAGACCGUCCCGAUCUACCUCACGCCCUGCGGUCUGCAGACCAUGACACCGGCGCUGUCACACCUGCAACGACGAUGACAACAACUACCGUGGCAGCGCCGCCACGUCAGGCCGGCAACGGCGAGCCUGCUGCAAACAGUGCCUUGGGAGCCCUCGAGUGCCACACAACGCCGCACCGGACAGCUUUGAGGCCCAGAAGUGUGCCAACGCCUGAGACCAACGGUGUGCUGCAUACUGACGAGGAAGAGCAGCGGUCGCCCAGCCCGUGUCGCGCUUCCCCUUCUUCCCUGGCCAAGAUGACAAUGGCGACGACGACAAGUGCAAUAGAGAAGAAGCCCCUCGCCAACUGCCUCGAGGGGCCCAUCACCAACCACGUAGGCUCAACGAAGGGCGACGGGGUCGACGAGCUCCGUGAGAUGGCCGAACGGAGGCUGUCUCCAACGCCCAUGGCCCGGAUCAUCUCAUUGGAUGCCGUCGCAGCCAAGAAGACCGCGUUUGGGGGCCCCGUCUUUGAGGUGUCAGACGUGGAUGUGCCUGCGGCACUCAAGCUUGGCGGUCUGGUAGGCGGGAACCACCGGAUGCCCCUGCUGAUACCAACAGGUGGCGGUGGCGGCGGAGCGACAUUUCGUGGUGAUGUGGUGCUUCGCCAAGAGUACGCCACCGCUCACCACCCGCACCACCACCAUUUUCACUGCACCACGGCCAAUUCCGUCCUCAAGCCAGGCAUUGUGCGCAUGAACCGGCUCAGGUUUGGAGCGGGCUUUGCUGCUGCCACUGCCGCUGUUGCUGCCGCGGCUGCAGGAACAACGCAGGCGAGGGUAGAGACAACGGCGAGUGUGGCCGUGAAGUCUAACGGCAUCGCAUCGUCGCCACUGCAGAAUGAGUGUGACUCAACAAUAGACGCGGAGUCGAGCUUAGACUCGGACGACCUCAUCUCUAAUGGGCCAUCGUCAACAACUUCGGUGUCCCUAGUGGCAGCGUCAUCGCUGUCGGCAAGUGCAACACCACAGACGCUAUCAGCGGCAAGUGCAAUUGUGUCCAGGUCGGACGGGUUUUCGGAACUGCCAAUGUCUCGUGGCAGGUGCGACUCGGCGACCAAUGGCAGUGCGGAUUUUGUUGCAGCAGUCAGCAGUGACAACGGUGUGACAACGACAGGGAGGGCAGAGGAGAAUGGUGUAUCGCCGGACUCGAACCACGAGCUGCUACCACGUGACCCUUUAGGCCCCAGCGACACAGAUGGUGACAAGAGUGGCGAUGACGAGGAGGCGAGCUCAGCCCUUUCAGAGGAGAGAGGGAGCUCCAUCUCGCCACCGAGCGAAGACCCUUGCAGCAACAUUCCGCCAGACCGGCCGUCGUCGGCACCGUUGCCACCCGCCGCGCCCUCACCCCUUCCUCCCCCACCGUCGUCCUCCCCAGAAACCACCGCGGUGGUGGUGGCCUCUAGUCAGUCGAUGGCCACCCCGUCCGAGGCAGCAGCGCCCUCCUCGCUCUCGGCGGGGGCUCUGGUGGCGAGCUCCAUUUCCUCCUCCUCCUCCAUGCCUUCCUCCUCUUGCUCCUCCCCCACGACAUGGGGCUCCACGCGACCAACGUCGGCCAACGCGGCAGAGGCGAUGCCAAGGAUGCAGCCCUCGCCCUCCCAGCCUGCCGGCGGUGUGGCAGAGGUGCCUUCAAGCACGUUGCAGGUUCCUGGGGGCCAAAUGAUCUCGCCUUCCAUGUGGAGCACAGCGGGCAGCAGUGGCACCAGCAGUGAUCCACAGCAGCGGCUCACGUUCAUCUUCAAGGGCAACUUGACAGCAGCAACAACGGCCUCCUCGUCAUCCCCAACCAGCUGCCAUCCUGUGCUGGCCCUUCCAUCCGGGCCCGGCAGCAUACCUAAGACUGUUCCCAUCAAGCUUCUGGCACUUCCGUCAGGCGCCUCUGGGCUUGCCCUCAAGUCGUCCCUGGCCGAGCUGAUCUCUUCUCCGGCCAGCCAGAAUGGCUCGCGAUCAUCUGUAGCCAGCGGAUCUGUGUCACCGCCGAUUCGACUGGUCGUCUCCAAGAUACCACCGACGACCAAGGGUGCCAGCCUCAGCAGCCCAGCUGCCACAGGUGGCACUGCAAGAGCAGCGCCACCACCUGCUGCGCCACCGUCAUCAACUUCAUCGCCAUCUCUGGUGAACAUGGUCAUGAAGUCGGUGAUGGCCACAGCAAGUGCAACGACGGUGGUGGCACGGUCACCCCUGGAGACCAGCGCCGAGGCAUCCCCUAGUUCGGUGCUGUCUAGUACAGCGUCGUUCGAGCCAUCAGUGAAUGUGCCUGCACUGAUGCUGCCAGAGGAGCGGCAACCAGUUGUGAGUGGUGUCAGUGAAGUGCGAGGGGAAGCGGCCGUCGAACCAGACUCUCGGGAGGCAGCAGCGUGUGCAAUGGCGACAACGCCUUCUGUGGUUGUGACUGAAGCAGACACGCGCGAAGCCGACGCGUCCACCGAGGUGAUGGUGGUUUCCGAGGCAGUUGGCAAAGGGGAGUGUGGUGGUACGGAGAAGAGCCAGUUGUCUGCGGGCACGGAGCGACUCUCGUCACCAACGUUGUUGCCGGAGGAUUGUACAGACAUGGCAGAGGACAGCGGCAGCGAGCUGGCGGUGCUGAGCCCCACGGUGAUUGCCAACCACAUUGGGUCGCCCCAGCUCCCCGAUUCCCUGUCGACCCUUUUAGACAUGGCGAUAGACCCUCCAGACGACGAUGACGAGAGUGAGCCGGCAAGCAACCGGGCUUCGCCGGUGCCCGUGUCACUUCUGCUCACGAACCACAAGGACUCCGAAGAGGAGCCAGUGCCGGAACACGAAGCCGACCUAGAAUUGCUCCGGACAUGUCCCGAGGCUUCUGUUUGUGCUCCCGGUGAUGAACUGGGUGAUGACGGCCGUCUUCGGAAUCAGAGGCGACGGGCAGCACAAGUGCCAUCUCCGGCCACGGUCGAGGAAGGCGAGUCUGAUCACUCAAGCGAGGAGGAGAUGUCGCUGAGCGAGCUCGCGCACAAGUCUCGGGUGCGGCCGCCUCGGCCGCAGCGGCAGGGAAAGGAGAACGAGGCGCUCGCGACGGCGGCAGCUGCAGCAGCGGACUCCCCGGCACCGACGACGCGGCGGGAAGACGGUGGUCCCGGUCGGCCGCGACGGUUGACGGCAGCGGGGAGCGGCGAGGCCAAGGCUGCUCGGUCCAGGCUGGGACAGCAGCAGGCAAUGGCGAGCCAGCAGUCGCAGGCAUUGUCGAGCCCGUCGCCAAUGGCUGCAGUGGCUUCUCUUCCUGCCGAGGAAGCAUUAAGGAGAAAUGCAGACCGGUCAAGGAGGUCUCCAGCCACAAUGCCAGCGGGCCGAGACCACCGGUCUCCUCCCCGACUGCCAAACCAGCGCAACUUCCGACGGGACUCUGAGGUCAGGGACGAUGAUGCUGUGGUUGUCAUGAAGAGAAAAACCAGGGCGUCGGGACCUUCCACAGACCCCCAGCAGGAGGCGGCAGCCCCAAACAAGCGGCGGCGCUACUCCAAAGACAGCCAUAGGUAGCAACCACCCACGGGGCCUUAGGAAUGCAAAAGAACACACCACCAUGUACACACGUGAUCGCGCGUUACACACACACACACACCGAACCCAAAAGAGGACACUGCUGUUGCUGUGUGCUACUACUGCUACUAUUGUGCUACCUGCUCUGUACCACUACUACUACUACUACUACUACUACUACCGCUGCUGCCGCUUCUCUGCGUCCGUGGCGGCGUCCUCGCAUAUUUUCCACCGGGGAGCCGUGCAAAAGAGGUUGCGCCUCACUCGUUAUAUUCACUCUUAGUCCUUCCGUUUUCUUUUUUUUUCUUUGUCCCCCCUUCCUCCCAGUUUCUCUGCUCCUUGCUGUCAACGGUCUCCUGCUUUUAAGCGACUGUUCAGCAGGCACGUCCAGUCCAGGAAGGUUGUUCUCUCGUAGAAUGUUUAGGUCAAGCAUGCAACUUUCGCUGUCAAGAAGCUGUUGUCGGGCAGUGCUAGCGGUAAUGGAUGGCCGCCGUUUUCUUGCCCAAGCCAAGAGGAAGCAAAUAGCAUAGAGGCAGCGCCAGAUCCUCCUUUCAUGUCACCUAGCUUGCCAUAUUUUUGUAGCAACACAACACAUUCCUGCUGUGGCAACGAGGAAAGUGGGCAGGGCUCUCUCUCUCUCUCUCUCUCUGCACAACCAGAGCUAUGCCGCAGGCCCACAUGCAUAAGAAAGAAUGUGUGGUUUGUGAUUUCAUGGCCCAGCUCAUCUGAACUGCAGAGCUCGGAAAAUUGGUAAAUUUUGUAUGUCCACAGCUGAAUCUGUCUGCCCCUUGUGUUCAUGUUGUUGUUGCACUGAACUACUCGCGGUUGUUGACUUAGCCUCGGGAAUGGCCGUUGUGCUGCCUGUGUGGAACGGAAAGCGUUCUUGAGGAAUGGAAGAACCAGCCAGAUAGUGCAUCGCGACGCUGACAUUUGUUGUGACGUGCAAGUUGCCGAUAGGCGGACAAGACAUUUUGAGAAACCUUUCUCUUUAAAUUUGUUCUAACACGGCACAUUCGGAGAUGAUAUGCAUCUUUAUAAUUUUAGGCUAGUUCCAUUUCUUUUUCUCUUCAUUGUCUUGCUCAGUCAUUGCUGUGACUCUGGGCUGCGUUGUUCUUUUUAUAUAUGCAUGUGUGUAUAAACACAGGCAUUACCUAGAAGAUGAAUGGCUUACAGUUGUGCAUAUGACCAUAUUAACUUUGUUGACAGGUGCUGCCUUCUAUAAUAUGAACUCCCAUGCCUUUAUAUAGAUAGGUGCUAGCUUUUGUGCACAGCAAUGCUGCAUUUUCUUGCACUCUAUGCCUAAUUUAGAGAAAUUGGCUUCUAAAACCUUAUUCACGAAAAAGAAGUUUUUAUCUUAAAUUUGUUCACAACAGCAGGUACCAGCCACUCGUGGCGUUUGACAUUUUCUUAGCAGAGGUGGCUUGCCGAUGGCCAAACAGCUUUUACGAAUGAUAAGCUCUGAAUUUUGACCUCGCUUUUUUAAAACAUAAACUUAUUAAAGGCUCCCUGCACCCAGCCGCUCUGCUCUGAUUUCUCUUGGCUUUGCGGCAAGAAAGGGGCGAGCUUCCGUAUUUGGGGAGAGGAAGUCUGACAUCGUCACAGUCACAAGCAUGUGACCAGUUAGCGUAGCACAAGAAAGCAUGCACCAGGUGAGAGCCAAUGUGUAACAGAGCCACAUUGGCAGUUUGUGAUAUGUUACAUAGCUAUACAUGUGAUGGGCAUCAGUCAACUUGCAAACUUGUGACACUAUGUGGCCUUGCACGUGACAGCCACAGAGUAACCAUAUCUUGUGACAUUAUUUGGUCAUGCUGGGAGAACAGCUCUUUCUUUUAACGUGACACUAUUUAGCCAUGCCAGAUGACAGCCAACAUGCGACCACCAUUGAGCUACCCUGGCAGUUUGUGACAUUACAUGGCCAUGCAUGUGACGCUAUCUGAACGUGCAUGUGACGGCCAUGGUAGUCACUUUUUAAUCUUUUACGUUAUGUGGCUGCACACUUGAUGGCCACCAAGUAAACAUCAGUACCUUGCGACGUUAUUUGACCUUACCGGAGAACAAUUUCUCCUAACGUUACAUCAUCUGGCUGUGCACGUGACUGCUACAGAGUCACCUUCUGGAGUUCGUGACGCUAGUUGGGCCCGUAUGUGACGGUCACCAAGUCGCAUUUGAAUCAUGUGCCUGUGCCUGGCCAUGCUGGAGAACAGCUUCUGCUCUUGAAUGAGACAUCUGGCUGUGCCAGUGACCGGCAUUGAGUUGCCUUGAAAAAGUUUGCGACGCUCUCUGGGCCCGUGCGUGAUGGACGCCUGGCUGUGCUAGGGAGCAGAGUUUCUCAGUGUACUUUGCUUAGCGUGCGGAGGAUGAAAGCCGACGGACGUCCCUUACUGAUAGGUAGUGAAGUAAUUUGGGCUUUCUUGAACUCUGUCCUGGGCAAAUGACAGUUGUUGAGACAUUAGUGACCAAGGGGUGGAUCCUCUAAUGACUGUGACAGUGCUUAGGCCGGUCGCGAUGCAAUGCUUCAUUUUAUUCUCUGUGACCUUUUCCUACCCCCCCCUUCGAUUCCUUUCUCCCAUCCUAGUGAGAUAUCUGUGAAACAUACACAUACACACACAAAAAAAGAGAGAGCUAGUGAAAAAAAGUUAUACAUAGACGAAACUGGAUGAUGUACUAUAUCUGUGUACAGAAAUGUGAAUGACACUAAAGAAAGGUAGGCAAGUGUUAUCUCUCUGCAUAUAAUAGUUUUUUUGUCUACCUUUUACCUUUUUUUUCCUCUCUUGUCAUUCGCAUUUAUUGUCUUCUUGUUUUUUCACCAUUGUGUUUGUUUGCAUAGGUGCGUGUGUGGAUAAAAAAGGAAGGGCGUAGAGGGUUUUUCUCUUAUCUUUUUUUUUUUUAAUCUCUACACGCUUUUUGCUGCCAUUGCAUUGUAAAUAUGUCAUGCCAUAUAAACACAUGUGGCGCAUUGUACAGAGAGUGCAGAAACCUGUGUUGUUGUUGUGUGUGUGUGUUUUUUUUUUUUCUUUCUUUUUUGCCAUCUUCGCGGAGGCAACGGAACCACAGAUGAAAGCAGCGAAUGUGACAUGGUUCCCACAUGCCGACAACUGGACCAUUUUUGGGUUCAGUUCAUUGCACACGCCUGUCGCAGUGGAAGUUUUCUUUAUUUUUUUUUUUUAACUUUGCAAACCUGCUUACAUUGUAUUUCUCCUGCCCCCUUGUACAUCAUUGUUAAGUCAUACAUCCAAUUUGUGCCCUCUUGUGCGCCCCCAAGAGAGACGAGAGCUUUGACACAGAUUUUCAUCAAACAACCAUGCACGCACGCGCCUAGCAUGAGUUUGUGUUACUGUAUAUAUAGAGAGAAAGAUCCAGUGCUUAUGUUAUUAGUUUCUGUGUAUUUCUGACUCUCCCCCUCCCCUCAUUUUUUUUUUCCUUGCUGUUGCCGAGUCAAAGAUUUGCUACUACUUUAUAUAUAUUUUUCCCUCCCUUUUUUUCUUGACAGGUUUUGUGGGAAUCUGUAUGUUCUACAUUUCUUCAUACCUGUCCCCCUUUCUCUCCGACUUUCUUUUCCUGUUUGUCUACUCUUGUCAUAGUCCUCACGUCCCGCCACCUCCAUCAACGUUCACACUUGCUCUCGUUUUUACAAGAAAAGUCAUAUUUCACUCUCCCAUCAAAUUCGUGUGCUAUGUGCUUUUCUUUUUUUUAAUUGUACACGCAGAAAGAGUCCAGUCAGGGCGUCGACACAACGGUUUUCGUGCCAAGGGAAAAAGAAAAGGGGAAAAAAAAGGACAAGGCAUUUCGAUUGAGGUUGGAUGGCAGGCAAACUCUGGGUUUCGUGACUUAUCUGUCACGGGUAUUUGUUGGGAGAAAUAGCCAGCAGUAUGUGUGUGCUUCCUGAAGCUGUUUGGAACUUGCAAAUUCACUCUGCAUCUCAACUUCCUCACGUCGAUUUCAAAUCACUCAUUUGUCGCCCUUUUUUUUUUUUUUUUUUUUUUUUUGUGGACGGUUGACCCUAUUUAACUGUGUUGUGUUGCACAAAGAACAAAUUCACGAACGCUUGUGGGACCUAGCUAUAGUUACCUUUCUCCCCUCUCGACACCAAGUGCAGGCUUUGAUGUUCUGCACUUGAAAGCAUGGCGCUUGAAUGGCAGUGAUAUAGCCGGUGACAGCCUAGGAAAGCACCACCGUCCAACUCAAAAAGACAACUUGCGUAGAUGGGCCAGCCAAUGGACAAUAUGCAGAAUUCCUUAAGCAGCCUUUCUCGAACAUCUGACGGCCCGAACCAAUAUGCUCACCUUGAUGUCGUAGGAUGCUUAAGGCUUUUGUUUGGGCCUGGAUAAGUUUUUAGCGGUAAAGGUGAACUACGUAGUAGUCUAAAAGAGCAAGAGACUGAAUAUGGUAAGCUUGAGCAAGUUUGACUGGCCCACAACGGCACAAAUUCAAAAAAGCAUUGAGGUCCGGGACAUCAUCUUUGCUUACCAGAGCUCAGGCUCCUGCAUGAAAUUAAAAAGAAACUGCACCUUUGCUCUUCAUUUUCCCUGCUGAUAAUAAAUUUCUUGCUGCAAGGUUAAUGAAAAUAGCUUUUCAACAAUGCUUUAUUAGCUUAAACUGAUUUAGUGUAAGUGUCCUUUUAAAGCCAAGACAUUCUUUGAAAGCUUGGGAUAGUGUGGGGACUGGAGGGCGCAAAGAAUGGUGUCACUAGUUUUGCGUGUUGACACCUUAAUUACGAUUCUAGCCCACGGUUCACUAUGCUGGUUAGGUCGGACUAGGUUUGUGGAAAGAGCGUGCUUGCUGUUUUUUUUGCAUAUUGUCCUAUUACAUUCACUCAUUCCCUCGACGUCAUGGUGAAGGCAAACUUUUAUCACUGUCAGAGUCUCUUGGCAACUGUGUUUUGGGUGCGCGGAGUGAUGAUGCAACAUGGGUACCGAAUCGAAUUGAAGCUUGUACUGAAUUUUUAGGUUAUUGCCGACUGUAGUCUGCUUUCAAGUUAUGUUAUUUUCAAAGUAAGCAAUACUUCUCAAGUCGCCCACCAGCAAGAAAAGCCAUCGUUGAGGCAAGCCUCCAGUGAUAAACUCAAGAGAGGUACAAAGACUUUGAAUGAAGCUGCAAACAGAGCGUUUUCCAAUUCGAACUUUGUUUUUUGGCAGUAAGGGGGUUGCUUCCUGUUUAGUUUCAGCGAGUCUUCAGUAGAAACUUCAAUUUGUUCUUUCCUUGCUACUAAAUAUAUAAAUAAUUUCUGACGCACGCGUCGAAGCCCUUGGAACUCCAGUUUCGGUCAUUCACAUGAAAAAAUAUAUAUAUAUAUUAAUAGUUUUUAUUUGAAGUACUGAAGCGUUUGAUUUGCUGCACCAAAGCACCUAUUACGUUUCUCAGCAUCAAAAACAAGGAGGUAGUCAAGUGGGCGAAACGAUUGCAGCAUGCAAUGGGGAGUACUGAGGGCCUAGGCGCAUAUAGGCGAAACGUUAAAACAUGUAGUUGCGAGACUCGCAGUGGUCGUAAGCUAGUUGCAUCGCGUCAAAGAGAAAAAUGCCCCGAGAUUGUGCUCACAGAAAAAUAUCCCCUUUCCGCCCUGCUGGAGCGGGCCGAAAGUGUGCGCUCUAUGUGAACGCGCAGCUCUUGAGAACAAAAAUGAAAACUACACCAAGUGAAACUACUCAGUGUAGUUGUUAGCCAAAGCCUUGGUGGUAGUGAGGGGGGGGGGGGGGGGGGGGUUGAAGCACGAGGCACAAAGUGAAAAGGGUACAGAGUGAGACAAGUAGAACCGUUGGCGCCUUUUGCUGUUGAUGCAUUUUUCCCGCUUUACCCGCUCACAUGGUCCCGCCUCGUCGUCUCUCUCGUAAAAUCUCUUCCCCCUCUACCUAUUUCUUCUUUUUUUAUUAUUCUUUAGCUUCACGUUAGGUUUCCUCGAAGGCUGCAUGCCAUGUACAUAGACACAAUUUCUUUUUUCUCUUUCCAUCACACCACUCUCUCUUUCUCACUUUCUGGCUGCCCACUGUACAAAACCAUUUCCGGGCAAGAUUUUGUUUCUAUAGUUGCGAGAGCGGGUACCUCUGAGCAAGAUGAAAAGGCCUUAUGAUGAUGCAAAAGAGAGAAAGAAGGUAAUAAAGCAGCACCUCCCGUUAGCAGUAGCAGGGCGAUGCUGCCUUGGUUUUCAGCACUGACCAUUUUAUAUUGCUUCCCCCCCCCCUUUCUCGAAAAAAAGUGGUGGUCUUGAGGAAGUGUCCCUGUAGACUUAUUUCACAGGUUUGUUAUGUUGGGCUGCCCGUUUCCUGAAGAAAUUUCCAUGUAUUUGUUCCCGGCAGUCGACUUGUGUCGACUGUUCAGCAGUUUGCCGUCUCCCUUGUCAGCGGGCCUGCCGGUUAGUUUGCUUUAGACAGGUGGAGCAGCUCGCAUUUGCCAACAGAGGUAGAAAUGCAUGGUUAGUGCACGGCCCAUUUCGUUUCCGGUGACAGUACUAGUAGGUUGAGAGCAUGCUCAAUUGGCCCACAAGAGCAUGUACUGCCAACUACAGCAGGAUCUCCAUGAUAUGAAAUGUAAGAUUAUCCAGAACAGCAACAUCAGAAUGUUGUUACUGGGGCAUGUUCCCUGUUCUCUUCCGUGAUGUAUAACAUCUGGAAACUGAGGUGACCAUGGUUGUAUUAUAAUAGCAAGGUUCUGCUGUAGUUUCAUUCAGUCAGUUGCUCAAGCUGAUUGAUUGGUUACUUAUAUGUAACCACUUCUGAUUGGAAGGCCGAUCAAACAUACUUUUGCGAAAGCUUCAAAGUUGAAAACUGUAUUCUACGCUUCUGCUUUUUUUUUUUUUUUUUUUUUUUUUUUUUUUUUUUUUUUUUUUUUUUAUCUCCACGGUCAAGCGAGUGCAAGUUGCUCCGGUUCACAAGCGGGCCUAAGGCAUCUCAAGUGCAACCCAUCACAGGGCAGUGUAACACUGGGGUAUCACUGGUGUAAAACAGGUUCAUCAAGCAGGGCUCAAGCGUGAACGGCUUUUCUUCCUUGGCUCCCUUUUGCUGCCUCCCCAUUCCUUCCCUUAUAUUUUUAUGGAACUCCUGUUUGUUCUUACCUUCAACUCGGCUAUAUAUUUGUUGUUGUUGCAUCAUGCUUUCCACUUUUUUUUUUGUCAGAAUCUUGUAACUGCCUUGUGAAUAUAUUUGUACAUUUGCUGCAACAUCUCUGUAUAGAAGAAAAAAAAAAGAACCACAGACACUAUGCCUGCAGAUUGUAAUGAAGAAAAAAACUUUUUAUGGUUUGUUGUGAGUUUUCAUACCGGUAUUAAAAACUGUCACUUGAA
Dermacentor andersoni is the source of this 14772-nucleotide messenger RNA. RefSeq lists its product as uncharacterized. Lineage: Eukaryota; Metazoa; Arthropoda; Arachnida; Ixodida; Ixodidae. The record is from RefSeq and is a predicted model, not a curated record. Gene Ontology annotation, cellular component: transcription regulator complex; histone methyltransferase complex; nucleus. Gene Ontology annotation, biological process: positive regulation of transcription by RNA polymerase II.